AUGCUUCUAAAAGCUGCAGCGAAAGAUCGGAAUAUGAAGUACGAUUUUUGCGUCGAGUCUCUUGAAUCGAAUCCUCAUAGCAAAAGUGCAACAAGUAUCAAAGGAUUGGAUUACAGAAGAGCUAAUGAGUAUCUGAUUUCAGCUUUUGAUGCACCGAGAAUUUGUGAAGAUAUAUUCACAAAAAUCAAGAAAGCAAAAUCUCCGAUUAGAGAUGAGAACAAUAAUAUAAUCUAA
Molecule: messenger RNA, 234 nt
Organism: Thlaspi arvense
Lineage: Eukaryota; Viridiplantae; Streptophyta; Magnoliopsida; Brassicales; Brassicaceae
Source: the annotation of a GenBank genome assembly